Molecule: messenger RNA, 3268 nt
Organism: Gopherus evgoodei (Goodes thornscrub tortoise)
Lineage: Eukaryota; Metazoa; Chordata; Testudines; Testudinidae
Product: C-type lectin domain family 2 member L-like
Exons: 7
Coding region: 140-1204 (354 amino acids)
Source: RefSeq, a predicted model, not a curated record
CAGGGAGGUGCUAUCUGGGGGAAGCAGCCCGUGCUAUCCGCAGCCUUUCCUGUGAGAGCCCUGGCACGCAAGUGAAAGUGAAAGGGGGAACUGGAUCAGUGAGGAAGAGCGACCACUCCUAGGCCGCUUCGCAGCUGGGAUGGAGCCUGCAUGGGCCCAGAGGGAAGGAGCAGGGGGGAUUUCUCCUCGGUCUAUGUCAGGAGCCGCUGGGGACCUGCUCGGGGAACAAGGGGAGAGAGCGCCGCUAACAAGCACAACACCCCCGGGAACCCCGGAAGAUCGCAGCUCGCCCUGCACUCAGUGGGCACCCGGCACCGACAGUGAGCCCCAGGUUCGCAGCGCGUCGGGAGAUCGGAGUCCCGUGUGUGAUCCUGUAACUGGGAGGCCUUCGUUACCAUCUAAUGCAACUUUCUGGAUACGGACGCUGUCGGGAUGUCGGGAGCUCUUCAGUCGAGUGAAGGAAGCUGUGUCCGGCCUUUUCUCAUGCCAGAAUCACGUCGCUGGAACUGUUUCUGUUGCUGUUGUGAUUUUGCUAUUGGUCCUGGUAAUUUUCCUGAUUGUAUGGUAUUUCUCCUAUAAAGAACCUCCUAUCACCCUGCCCUUUGAGCCAUGCCCUGAGGACUGGCUGUACUUCAAAAGGAAAUGUUAUUACCUCUCAGAGAAGGAGGAGGACUGGGACUCCAGUCAGAGCUUCUGUUCCCUUUAUGAAGCUUCACUUGCUGUGAUUGAAAACCACCAAGAAAUGCAUUUCCUCACUAAGCGUAUGCAUAUGCAAGACUCCUGGAUUGGACUGCGCAAGCGAGAAGAAGGCUUCUACUGGGUCAAUGGCAUUCCACUUACAACAGACAUGUGUACAUGCUCUGCAUGCACCGUUGCUGCAAGAUUUUUCCAUGGCGCUGUGUAUAGGAGACUGCAGACCUGCCAUCCCCUCAGUUCCUGCUUUCUGCUUGUGAUGGUCGCUGGAACUGCUCCUUUUUGCUCUGCAGGUUUCACAUUCAGGAUCAUGAAGAAUGUGCCUACACAGAUUCAUCUAGUAUCUCUACAUCAGCAUGUUCUUUACCCAGGCACUGGAUCUGCAGCCGCCAUCCCUUCAAGUGAACAGUGCAAGGGGAUCUUUAACAACCAAAAGUGGGCCAGAGUUGUAUCAUCACUUCAAAAAAGUGGCACUUCUAGCCCCACAGCACCAGGGGUGAAAGUAACAUAAAACUCUUACCAGUACGGGGGCCCGGCUCCAGGCGCCUGGAAGGGGUAGGGCUUCAGGUGCAAGGGGCAGGGCUAGGGGAGUCAGCCUUCCCCAGCCAGCCCUUCCAUGCUGCACACCACCCAGGACUCCGGCAACAGUUUAAAGGGCCUGUGGCUCUGGCCACUGCUGCAGUAGCAGCAGCAGCUGGGAGCCCCGGGGCCUUUGAAAUCACCGGGUCCUGGGGCAGCUGCCCCUUUUGCCCCCCAGUCAGCAGCCCUAGGGGGGGCAAAACGGGCAACGAUGUUAAAGCGCUGCUGCAGCAGCGCUUUAACGUCAGCUGUGUACAGACAGUACCGGCCCACUUUCAGCUCUGCACAGCACACUCCAACAUCUACUGACUCGCAAACACUACUCCCUGCAACACCCCAUCCCUUCAUGUUAUACUGGGGCUUUGGUGUUAGCACUGACUCACAAGAAAAGUGCCCACCACUGAGUUGCUUAUACCAUUCCUUGAAGCACAACACCACCUAGAUCCAUAAUAUGAUCAGGAAUGAUUCAGAGAGAAGAGUAGCCCUUACUGAGUUACAAACAAUUUCCUGCUGCACCUGGGUUUUUCUUGUAGCUCUUCCAUCAACAUACUAACCAGACCAGUUCCUUCCAAGCUUCUGCAAGCUCCGAUAAGUUCAUUGACUGAGACAGCAUUGUAAGCAGGAACUAAGAAACAAGAAAAUGCUAUAGUUUCUCACACUUUGAAGGUGAUAUGGGCUAAUGCUACUAGGAAUGCUACCAGGAAUCACUCAGACGAUGUAAUCUAAACAGACAACUCACAAUGUGUCUUUGGUUUUUGACCUGGUGAGAGUGGAGCUUUGUAUCAUUUAUUGAUAUUUAACUUUUUAAAAACAAAUCUUUGUUUUUAAAGAAAUCUUUGUUACUAAGCUUUCAAGAUACAGUAGCAAGAAAGAUUGGUUCUGCUUUGAGUAGAAGGUUGGACUAGAUGACCUCCUGAGGUCCCUUCCAACCCUGAUAUUCUAUGAUUCUAUGAAAGGUGCUGUUGUGCUGGAAGAUGUUAAUGGCUGAAAUCAAUAACUGACCUAGUUAAGGACCCUUCUUUCAGGCUAAAUGGAAGGAACAACUAAAGCCACAUAUGAGAAAUGGAAACAAUAGGAGGCAGGAGGCAGGAGGCAGGAGGAACAAGGAUAUAUAAGUGUGCACGCAUUCAUGUUCAGGGUAAUGUCAGAGGUACAGAGAGUAGGGGGAAACUGGGAUGUGAGUGCACAACUGAAAGUAGGAGGUUCAAGUGUGACAGAAUAUAUCCUGUAUUCACACCCUAUACACUAUGGCAAUAAUAGGUGUGUUUAAACAGAGAAUACAAAAACAAAGUGAAAUCACAGAAGAGUUUGUUUCUUCAGCCUUAGAUCAAUCAAUCAUGAAUUUAAGGAGGCUGAGUCCCUGCUAAGAGUUGCCUUUUGCAGGGGAAUACUUGUGACUGGACAGCAGGGGAAUAAGAAGUUUAAAUACUGGUGGAGGGACGGCCUUGUAAAGUAUCAUUUGAAAACUCAUAAUGUGCUGGUCAGUAUUGUCCUGAUAAAAUAUGUGUGGCAACAUUAUAUGUGAAGUUAUAAGAUUCCCCUGUAGGUUGUUAUUAACACAUGUUCCCAACCCCAUAGCUCUGCCCAAGCAGAAGUUUGCAAAUACGUCUGUCCUAAACAAAGACAUAUAUGUUUUUUUUAAUUUGCAUUUAAGCAGUAAAUGAAGUCAUCAUGCUGGAAGGGAAAACAAAGGAAGCUCAGACAGGUGGAAAAGAAACCAGCAGGUAACAUCCUUCCACACAGACUCUUUGUCUCCAGCUGGAAAUGUUUUUCAAGAGGCAGACUGGAACUAUAAAAAAGGAAGGGCAAGCACCCCCAAGACACCCCUCCCUCUCUCUAUCUGUCUCUGACUUCUCACCUAAGAAGACAAAGGAAAACAGCUGUUUGACUAUUGGGGUGGGGGAGGGGGCUAACCUGAAGAGUUUAGUCAGUAAUCUUGCUGAAAGCAUGUGCUGAGAAAUUUUGCUUGACUCUAAUUGUUAAAUUAUUGUAACCA